AGCGAGGAAAGACGUGCAAAAUGAGCUCGGUCUACUGCUGGCUUCUCGAGUUUUCAAUAAUUUUAACAUCGAUUAUUAAUUCGGGGAAAUCGCAAAACUAUUUGUAUAAUGGAUAUGUACCACCUUGGACUGGGUCAGCAUCACAUCCUGCCCAGGUUUCGAUUGACGGCUAUGGUAAUUGCCAGGCAUACGAUCGCCCCUUGGCUGGACGAUGUGUCAGGUAUGGAGACUGCAUCAGUGCCCUACGGUCUGUUCCUCAGGUGACGCCUCUAUUCUGCCCUUCGCCGUGGCCCGAGCAACUGGUAUGCUGCCCACACGGAGGCUAUGUGAUGCAGACGCCCAGACUUCGUAAAAGCGAGGAAGCCUGCUUGAACGCUUAUCCAAGGGGACACCAUAAGCGUCGUCGUCGUCGCCGCCAGACUAAUAAUUCUAAUCAAGACCAAUUGGAGGUAGUUGAGCCAACUAUCCAGCGACGCAAUCAAAGCGAAAACCUCUUGGUCGGUGGUAGACUCACCCUGGCAAAUGAGUAUCCGUAUAUGUGUGCCCUGGGCUGGCCGUCUCGCACCGAUAGAUGGAUUCAAGGGCCGAAAUUCGCUCGCCGCAGGUACACCUUCAACUGUGGCUGCGUCAUGAUUUCGGCACGGUUCGCUCUAACGGCCGCCCACUGUGCCAACGUCGGCGGGGAAGCCCCUUCAGUGGCGUUGAUUGGAGGCGUUGACUUGAACAGCUCUCGGGGCCAGCUUAUAGAAAUCAGACACAUAACCAAGCACCCGCACUUCGACGAGGAGAGCCUAGCCAACGACCUGGCCGUGGUCAAGCUGGCGAGGAGGUCCCACUCGAAUGUGGCCUGUCUAUGGAACCAUGAUUCUGUGCCAGAAAGCCCGUUGACUGCCCUGGGGUAUGGACAAACCAAGUUUGCUGGUCCACAUUCCAAUGAGCUAUUGCAAGUGAUGCUUUAUCCCUUGGACAUCCAGCAAUGCCAAAGAUAUAUGCAAUACGAUGACAAGCUUAAGAAUGGACUAGGACCUGGUCAUCUCUGUGCAGGAGAUUACUCGGGCAACAUGGACACUUGUCAGGGCGAUUCUGGGGGACCCUUGCUAUAUCAUCAACAUUUGCGUCACAACCAUCACAUUCGGAUACCUUAUGUGGUGGGUAUAACUUCCUUCGGAGGAGCAUGCGCCACUGGACAGCCCGGAGUUUAUGUGCGGAUCGAGCACUACCUUCAGUGGAUAGAAGAACAGGUGUGGUCAUAAACCAGUACUUAGAAAUAUAUGUAUUAAAAUAGUUAUUAAUAUUAAGCAUUUGCGAUUUCAUUAAUGUUUUAGCAUAUUUCAGUACAUUAUUCUUUAACAAAAUAAAAUGUUUUACAAGUUUAAAGUAUUAAUAUAUAACCUUAGAGGAAUAAUUUCAUUUAUAAGGGCUUAAAGAAAAAGUUUUUUUCUAAAUUAAAUUACUUCUUUUAAAUACCAAUUAAAUACAUAUUUUUAAUUAAG
Messenger RNA from Drosophila kikkawai, 1493 nucleotides. RefSeq names its product trypsin. The record is from RefSeq and is a predicted model, not a curated record. Gene Ontology annotation, biological process: proteolysis. NCBI's taxonomy places the organism in Eukaryota, Metazoa, Arthropoda, Insecta, Diptera, Drosophilidae. Gene Ontology annotation, molecular function: serine-type endopeptidase activity.